CUCUCUCCUCCUAGUCUCCUCGGCAACUGCAGAGAUCUCGCGAGCUUCUACUUCUUCAGUGCCGUGGCUUACUGAGGACUAAUUCGCGGAUAUCUUAAGGACGCAAUUCAAUUUCUUGAAGGCCGGACUCAAGACUACGUUUCCCGUGAGCACGUAACAGCACACACCCCUCGUCGCCCAUAUACUGUUUGAGUUCAGUGGACGGUGGCCGAAAAGGACAAUGGUUUCCAUGUCAGCGGAUCAACGCGCUGGCCUUAGCUCCAGGACGAGGGAGGAUGCGGUACUGACUGCAUCCUGAGGAGCAAGUAAGCCACUAAAGGAGCCUGUGACUCAGAGAGCAAGAAACAUGCCGCUCCGGGACCUAGCGGCCGGGCCAGACUUUGAAUUUUUCCAGCGUCGCUAUUUUACGCCGGCCGAGGUCGCCCAACACAACCUGCCAGAAGACCUCUGGGUGUCUUACCUGGGAUAUGUAUACGACCUAACACCGUUGGCACAGGAGUACAAAGGAGACCUGCUGCUGAAACCCAUCUUGGAAGUUGCGGGCCAGGACAUCAGCCACUGGUUUGAUCCAAAGACGAGAGACAUCCGCAAGCGCAUAGAUACGUUGACCGGUUGCCUAAGAUACCGCACCCCCUGCGGCCGCUUUCUGCACGUCCCGCCUCAACUGCCCCGCUCGGACUGGGCCAAUGAUUUCGGGAAGCCCUGGUGGCAGGGGUCGCGUUACGAGGUGGGGAGGCUGUCGGCCAAGACCCGGAACAUCCGCAUCAUUAACACGCUCACGUCGCAGGAGCACACACUGGAGGUGGGGGCCCUGGAAUCAAUGUGGGAAAUCCUACACCGCUAUCUCCCCUAUAACGCACAUGCUGCCAGCUAUACAUGGAAAUACGAAGGGAAGAACCUUAAUAUGGAUUAUACUCUGGAAGAGAAUGGGAUCCUGGAUGAGGAGGAAGAAAUGGACUAUCUCAAUAUGGAUGGUACACUCUACAUACCUGCAAUACUGCUCUACUUCAAUGAUGACCUCACAGAGCUAUAGGAAAGCAGAUGUAUACUCAUGUAGACUCAAGACAUAUUUUGUGUUUGGCUGUUUGUACCCUGUAGUAAAAGAAGUGGGAUGGGCUGGACUUAGACCAGAGGGGUGGAUGCCUGGACUUAGACCUCCAUUCCAUUCUGGGGAGUGGCCUGUGGUGCUGAUACCCUUCUGAAGUGUAAAGGUCCUCUUUCCCAGGUCCAUUAUAAUUUGCUCUGAGAAAAUCAGGGAGAAUGCUAGAAGUGAAUUAGUUUCAGGAAUGAUACAAAAAGACAAUUAUCCUGGAUUAAGGAGAUGUAGAAGAGGAUAGUCAGGCAGAACUUUUUGAUAGUAAGAGAAAGAGAAGUCCUACACAGGGAUGAGGGAAAGAAGAACAUUUUUUUGGCAAUGAUGGAAAUGGAUGGCUGCAGGAAAUGGGAUUUACAAAGAAAUAGGAAAUGUCUAUCACUGGCCAUACACAACCAGCUUAUCUCCCUUCUGAAUAGCAUUUGGCAGCUGAAGCCUAAGGGGGAAGAAAGGAGGUGAACGGUUACUAGGUAAUUCAGACUAGAUAUUAUGCUACAUGCUUUAACAAAACUACUCUAUAAGAUGGGUGCCAUUACCACUAUUUUACAGACAAUUCUUUCGAAGCUUAGCAAGAUUUAAUAGCACAAAAGCACACUAGUUAGUAACCAGGAUGCAAACCCCAGUCUGUCCAAUUUCAAAGUCCAUGUUCUUUUCAAUGUAAAGGGAAUAUCUUAAUGUCCCAGGUUCAGUGGGCAUCUGUAGGCCUAUUGUAUAGUCAGGCAUUUUUCUGCAGUUAUGUAUUUGCAUGGGAGUUAGCAAAGUUUUGCAGCUGCAGAGUGGAGGCAGAGAAGGCUGAGUGUCAGCUGAGCAAUAGUUAUUGGGGCUACUUCCUGCUGAAUUUCAUAGCAAAAUUUUUCUUCUGACUUAUUUUUGAGGCAAAGAGAUGGUAUAAAUGGACUCCAGGAUAAACUAGAGUAUGGAAAGGGCCUUUAGAUGCAGAAGCAAUAUUGACAAUGAGCCUCUACCUCUUAGGAAGGUGAGGAAGACAUGGUUGACUUUAUAAGAUAGUGGCUCUGCAAGAGGGAGUUUGAUGGGCUAAUGGAGAAAGAGGAACUAAGUAAGUCGGAAAACUCCUAAAAGACAUCAACCAUGGAGAGCAAUUUUGGUCCCCUUCAACCUAAGCAGAGAAAGAGAUGAGAUUGACAGACAAGUGAACUUCCUGACAGUAGCAGGCAAAAAGAGGGGGAGAGGCUAGUGCAUCUUCCUGGCAGGGGGCACCAGAGCCCAGUGCAGGAGGAAGUGACCCUGUGAGACCCUGGGUGCACACCCUGCAGAGGAGCUUUCUGAGGGACUAUGAAAGGCAUAGAGACAUCUGUAUUGGCUUCAGCAGUAUCUUAACUCACUGUGAGACUGAGAGCUUCUAUUCAGUCUCAUGUAAUGCAAGAGUCCAUGAAUUAUCUGAAUCAUUUUGAUGUUAAUCAGCUCUGCAGUUGUUUCAUGUGUGUAUUGUUUACUCAGUUAAAUCAUAAAUGAUCUGAAAAGCCAAAGCUAUGCUGUUGCUCUAGCACCAGCCUCAGGGCCUGAGGCUGUGAGAUCUGCUCAAGCCUGUCUCUUCUUCAGUCUCCUACUUCAGUACAUUUUGCCAGAAACAUCCCACUCCUCACACACCCAGUCAUUCUCUGGGUAGCUUUUAUCUCCUAAAUAUCAUUGGAACCCAUCUUCCUCUCUCCUAGCUAUCUAAUCAUCUCCUGUCUAGACCGCUGUAGGAACCUCCUAACCAGUCUUCCCAUUUCCACUUCUGUCUGCCACACACAGCAGUCAGAGCAAGCUCUGAAAAACAAACCUAAACAUCUGACUUUCCUGCUUCACAUUCUUCAGUGGUUCCAGUUGCUUUGGGAAUAAAGUCCUAAAUUCAAAGACCUUGCAUAAAGCAGCCUCUGUCUACCUCGAGUAUAUCAUCUGGCAUGACUGUUCUUUGUACCCUGUUCCAGCCAUACUGGCUGGCUUUAGGUUCAUGCAAUGUCUUCUUGACUUAGAGCCAUCACACAGACUGUUCUGUUUGUUCCAUUUCCUACCCAGUUGAUCCUAAAUGUUUCUUCCUUGGGGAAACCUUUUCUGAUUUCUCCAUGUAGGUCAAGACUUUCUGCUAAAUCUUCUCUUAGCACCAUGCAUAUUUCAGAGUACUUAACUACAAUUUAAGUUUUAAAAUUAUACAUGUAAUUGACUGUUUGCUAGAUUGUAAGCUCAAGAGAGCAGAGAGCAUCUGUAUCUUGUUCACUGCUGUAUUCCCAGUUGUGCACAUAAUUGGGCACAUAGUUGCUGCUCAAUAAAUUUUGAUUGA
Molecule: messenger RNA, 3374 nt
Organism: Manis javanica (Malayan pangolin)
Lineage: Eukaryota; Metazoa; Chordata; Mammalia; Pholidota; Manidae
Gene: CYB5D1
Product: cytochrome b5 domain containing 1
Biological process (GO): cilium movement
Source: RefSeq, a predicted model, not a curated record